Molecule: messenger RNA, 2042 nt
Organism: Etheostoma cragini (Arkansas darter)
Lineage: Eukaryota; Metazoa; Chordata; Actinopteri; Perciformes; Percidae
Gene: mettl3
Product: methyltransferase like 3
Exons: 11
Coding region: 175-1947 (590 amino acids)
Cellular component (GO): RNA N6-methyladenosine methyltransferase complex; nucleus
Molecular function (GO): mRNA m(6)A methyltransferase activity; mRNA (2'-O-methyladenosine-N6-)-methyltransferase activity
Source: RefSeq, a predicted model, not a curated record
CUUCAUCACCAGUCAGCCGGAACGUUUCUCACGCAAGUUGCUUGUCCGACACUUUUUCGCCUUGGACCAUGCACUUUUCGCUCCAAACAAGGCUGGCGGUGUUCAACUUUUGUCAAUGAACUGUUCAGCGUAACCGGUUUCGGUAUUGGUUAAUGCUGUUGAAUCCAAUUCGUCAUGUCGGACACGUGGAGCAACAUUCAGGCGCACAAGAAGCAGCUGGACUCUCUGCGGGAGAGGCUGCAGCGGCGGCGGAAAGACCCAGCACAACCGUCCUCUGAUGGCGGAGGCAGUGCAGAGGGUUCUACAGCCAGGAGUGACAGCCCGGCUCCGUCAGCUCCGCUCCCCCCUCAGGAGGAGACGGAAAAACCGCCAGAUCCCGAACUAGAGAAGAGGCUGCUGGGAUAUCUCUCUGAUCUGAGUCUUUCAAUGCCAACGGACUCCCUUACCAUCACAAGUGAACUCAGUUCUGAGACAGCUGUCAGUCAUGGAUGCAUCCAGAGUCUCCUGCUAAAAUUCUCUGCUCAGGAACUCAUCGAGGUCCGGCAACCCACCUCAGCCUCUUCUUCUUCUUCUUCUACUACUUCCUCCCCCUCGAUCGUGAUAGCAGUGGACCACACAAAACUAUGGGCCAUGAUUGGUUCUGUGGCUGGAGCCCAACGGGCUGGAGUCAAGAGAAAAGCAGAAGAUCAAACCCACCACAAAAGAGCUCCGGGCUUCUCACCCUCACUUCAGAGCCCGGCUUCUCCUCCGCACUCUUCCUUCAGCUCUGUGACACCGGCUUCCUCCUCACAGCUAGCAGGGCCUUCAGCAUCAGGGAGCGGGGCUGAGAAGAAGGGAAAGAGCAGUAAAAGCCAGUCGUCCCACUUGGACAUGGAGAUAGAGAGCCUCCUGAACCAGCAGUCCACUAAAGAGCAGCAGAGCAAGAAGGUGAGUAGAGAGAUUCUGGAGCUGCUUAAUGCCAGCACAGCUAAGGAGCAGUCCAUCGUGGAAAAGUUCCGGUCUCGCGGCCGAGCUCAGGUCCAAGAGUUCUGCGACCACGGGACCAAAGAGGAGUGUGUACGCUCUGGGGACACACCGCUGCCGUGCACCAAGUUACACUUCCGUCGCAUCAUUAACAAGCACACGGACGAGAGCCUCGGUGACUGCUCCUUCCUUAACACGUGUUUCCACAUGGACACCUGCAAAUACGUCCACUAUGAGAUCGACAGCCCUCCAGAGGCCGAGGGGGGCCUGCUGGGGCCCCAGGCUGGGACCACAGAGCUCGGCCUCUGUGCGGGGGACGCGGACAGCAACGUGGGCAAAUUGUUCCCCUCGCAGUGGAUAUGCUGCGAUAUCCGCUACUUGGAUGUGUCGAUCCUCGGUAAGUUUGCUGUGGUGAUGGCCGACCCUCCGUGGGACAUCCACAUGGAGCUACCCUAUGGUACACUGACUGACGACGAGAUGAGAAAACUCAACAUCCCCAUCCUGCAAGACGACGGCUUCCUCUUCCUCUGGGUCACUGGAAGGGCUAUGGAGUUGGGCAGAGAGUGUCUCAGUCUUUGGGGCUAUGAUCGAGUUGAUGAAAUAAUUUGGGUGAAAACAAACCAGCUUCAAAGAAUCAUCCGCACAGGAAGGACAGGCCAUUGGCUGAACCAUGGGAAGGAGCACUGUCUGGUGGGUGUAAAGGGCAACCCUCAGGGAUUCAACCGAGGUUUGGACUGCGACGUCAUUGUCGCCGAGGUCCGCUCCACUAGUCACAAACCAGAUGAGAUCUACGGCAUGAUAGAGAGACUCUCGCCUGGCACCAGGAAAAUUGAGCUUUUCGGUCGACCCCACAACGUCCAGCCCAACUGGGUAACUCUAGGAAACCAGCUUGAUGGCAUUCAUCUCUUGGAUCCUGAUGUUGUGUCUCGAUUUAAAAAUCGUUAUCCAGACGGCGUCAUCUCUAAACCCAAAAACAUGCAGUGAUGACGCAUGUGGUCGCAGGUUUGGAAGAAGUUUAUCAUUAGUCCAUUUUUUUUAAACAUCCGUGAGCAACUAUCUAAUAAAUGUUGUCCACAAGA